Messenger RNA from Paraphaeosphaeria sporulosa, 890 nucleotides. RefSeq lists its product as uncharacterized. The record is from RefSeq and is a predicted model, not a curated record. The transcript has 2 exons. Lineage: Eukaryota; Fungi; Ascomycota; Dothideomycetes; Pleosporales; Didymosphaeriaceae. Bases 162 to 770 code for a protein of 202 amino acids.
GUCAAUUCUUCUCUCUUAUCUGUUUUCUCGUCACCGACCUCCGCGCAGUACAAUCUACGGCGACCACCUAUUUUCGCCCCAUUGCUCUCGUACAAUCAGCCGACAUUGGGCCAUCUGGACGCGAGCCACCCUCUGUGACAAAUAGUCUUGCAGUCGAUAACAUGAAGUCCACUCUUGUCCUCGCAACUCUUGCGAGCAGUGCCUUAGCUCAAUAUGACCAAAAUUCGAAGCCUUUCCGCCUCUUCAUCAACGUAUUAUUUGACAAAGUUACAGCCCUGGGAACAUGUCAUCAAGGCGCUGCGAUCGAAGGACUCUGCCCCACUGGCAAUACGCACGCCAAUUCUUCCUUCUCCUACGACACUUUCUACCAUGCGACGCAGCUCGAUCCCCCAUCCCCAGGUAUCGAUGGAGACCCAGACGGCCUGCUUCUCUGGAAUCUUACUGUCAAUGGCGGCGAAAUCGUACCCUCGGGCAUGCAGUUUAGCUCGGAUCUUCUCAGCGAUGUCGCUACUCCGAUAUUUUACCCUGGAAACGACACCGCCUCAUCCAUAUCGUUCAGCAGCGACGGAAGCAUGUACAUCGGGAGAUACCGAGAUGAUACGGUGACUCCGCCGGUGCAGUUGGACCCGCCGCAGAAGAUAGAGAACUGGUAUAUCUGUUUGACGCGUUGGAGCUAUCUUUACUACACAUUGAUUUGGAAGAUCGGUAUUAAGGGUGUGCCGCAGAACCCGACGUGCCAGAAAGUGCAGGUUUAUCGGGAAUUCAUCUAACAGCUGUGGCUGACGAACUCGAUACUGCAAUCGCCAGCACUGCGUUUAUGAACGGAAGUAACGACCUAAGUAGCUGAAUCUGUAUCUUUACGAAAUAAGCAUGACACAAUGUCCAUUGGG